AUGGUAAGCUCUAUCGUUAGCGAUAACGCAGAGUACAAGGAAGCCUUCGCUUUGUUCGAUAAAAAGGGGACAGGAAAGGUACCAAGGGAGACACUGGGAGACCUCUUGAGAGCACUGGGUCAAAAUCCUACUCAAGCAGAAGUUGCGGAGAUCGUUGCAGCAGCUCCAAGAGAUGUGGACUACGCCGUUUUUCUACAAAUACUAAAUCGUCCAGACGGGUUCAAACCUGCUGGAACUCCCGAGGAGUUCAUCCGCGGUUUCCAGGUAUUUGACAAGGAAGGAAAUGGAUUCAUUGGCGCUGGAGAGUUGAGAUAUGUGCUUACACAGCUAGGGGAAAAGAUGUCGGACGAGGAGGUCGAUGAGUUGCUGAAAGGAGUUCAGAUUGGCGCUGACGGGAAUGUCAACUACGAAUCAUUUGUGCGCACAAUCCUCAGUCAGUAG
Lentinula edodes (shiitake mushroom) is the source of this 441-nucleotide messenger RNA. RefSeq lists its product as uncharacterized. The record is from RefSeq and is a predicted model, not a curated record. Gene Ontology annotation, molecular function: calcium ion binding. Lineage: Eukaryota; Fungi; Basidiomycota; Agaricomycetes; Agaricales; Omphalotaceae. The coding region runs from base 1 to 441 and encodes 146 amino acids. Gene Ontology annotation, cellular component: myosin II complex. The transcript has 6 exons. Gene Ontology annotation, biological process: mitotic actomyosin contractile ring assembly.